Messenger RNA from Olea europaea var. sylvestris, 838 nucleotides. RefSeq names its product peroxidase 4-like. The transcript has 3 exons. Gene Ontology annotation, biological process: response to oxidative stress. The record is from RefSeq and is a predicted model, not a curated record. Gene Ontology annotation, molecular function: heme binding; peroxidase activity. NCBI's taxonomy places the organism in Eukaryota, Viridiplantae, Streptophyta, Magnoliopsida, Lamiales, Oleaceae. The coding region runs from base 31 to 603 and encodes 190 amino acids.
CAAUUUUUUCUACUCCCAGUCGAUUAAUCGAUGGCUACUUUUUCAGUUGUCCUUUUCAUUAUCGUAACGCUGUUCAUUGGCAGCUCUUCAGCUAAACUUUCCCCUAACUUUUAUGACAAGACUUGCCCCAAGGUGUUUUCCACCGUGAAAUCGGUGGUUCAUUCCGCCGUAGCGAAGGAGAAACGUAUGGGCGCUUCACUCCUCCGCCUCCACUUCCACGACUGCUUUGUCCAAGGUUGUGAUGCAUCAGUUCUUCUUGACGACACUUCUUCUUUCACCGGGGAGAAAACUGCUCGGCCUAACAACAACUCCAUUAGAGGAUUUAAUGUGGUCGAUAACAUUAAAUCUAAGGUUGAGGCUGUAUGUCCAGGUGUCGUGUCAUGUGCUGAUAUCUUGGCCAUUGCUGCUCGUGAUUCUGUUGUUAUACUCGGAGGACCUAGCUGGAAAGUGAAACUUGGAAGGAGGGAUUCAAAAUCAGCAAGCCUUUCAGCUGCAAAUAGUGGUGUAAUCCCACCUCCAACUUCUACUCUUACCAACCUCAAAAAUAGGUUCAAAGCAAGAGGUCUCUCCACCAAGGAUAUGGUCGUUUUAUCAGGUAUUUAAGUAUCUCCUAUAACUUGCAUAGUCAGACAGAUUACGAGUUUUCUCUAAUCUCUAUCUAGCAAGUGGUAAGUCAUUGUAAAAUAUAACUAAACAAUAUUAAAGAAUAUAGUCACAUGAGUUGAUGAUUAUGUAUUAUUGAGGAAAGGAAGGCAAAGAUGAACAAAAAUGGUAAAGCAUAGCACAUCGGCGGCGUGGCCCCUUGUUAAAAGUGUUAAAAAAAAAAAAAAAAAAAAAA